AUGGUAAUUGCUGUUGUGUUGGUACUGUUUUGUGAUAUGGUUUGUGCAAUUCAAACCAAAAAUGUGACGAACUUGAUCCCACCAAAAGAAGCGGAAAGGUUCCAAAGACUCUUAAAAGAGAAAGUGUCAAAUGAACUCAAAGACGACCCAUCGAAGAGCAUCAGUUUGGGCCAUUUAAAUAAGCUGAAUAUGCACUUCAAAAUACUCAGCGACGAUUUGAAAAAAGCUAAUAAGAACAAAGGACCAAUCGAUGUUAUUAGAAUCCCAAGAAUACAAAAAAGAAUUUUGGAGACCCAGAACGAAAUCAGUGAGGAAAGAGCACGAUUAGAUAAAAAGGUUGGGAGCAUUGCGAAGAUAAUGGCCAAGAGUCUACGAAAGUACCAGAAAAUGUGA
Messenger RNA from Entamoeba invadens IP1, 393 nucleotides. RefSeq lists its product as hypothetical. NCBI's taxonomy places the organism in Eukaryota, Evosea, Mastigamoebida, Endamoebidae. The transcript has a single exon. Bases 1 to 393 code for a protein of 130 amino acids. The record is from RefSeq and is a predicted model, not a curated record.